UUUUCCCCCUCGACAGCUGAUCGCUCGGUCGAACCAGAGUGCGCUGGUUUCAGACUCUGUGGCCGUCACGCGUCACCUAUCCGAGACACUGCUACUACCAGGAGUUCUCUGUACAUCACUUUUACGGACAUUUCUCCAUUACCGUGAUGAGCUGAGAGGAUUGUCGACAUUUCUUCUUGACUUGUAGUGAGAAACAAGGCGACAUCGUGACCCGUGAGAGGAUGGUGAGAACAACUUGUCGAAGAUGCCUCUGGACGAAACCACUCCUCUUAUUCCUCCCCCGGUCUCGCGGUGGCAGCCCCAGCCACAGAAGAAACGCUUCAGCACAAAAACUAUUGGCCAUAAGACCAACCUCGGCUUCAAACCUGGCGUGAGGACUAAGCCACGCCACGUCUUCUCUUACCGCCAACCGCCGCCGCCACCCCCCACUCCGCUCGCGUUUACCUUACCUUCAGAGGAAGAGGAGGAACCACCCAAGCGGUCACUAUGGCAACUGUUAGCCAAUGGCGGCAUCAUGUUUGGGGUAGAAUUCUGCUAUGCAUUAGAGAUGGCGCUAGUGACGCCCAUCCUACUGCAGCUGGGGGUGCCUGAGGAGUACUACACGUUUAUCUGGUUCAUAAGCCCGGUUCUCGGGUUCCUGGUGCAGCCGGUACUCGGCUCCUGGAGCGACCGUUGCACGGCGAGAUGGGGGCGGCGCCGCCCCUUCAUCCUAGCUUUGUCAGUAGGGAUCCUGGUCGGGCUGGCGCUGAUGAUGAACGGUGAAGACAUCGCAAACGCCACCUUUAAGGACGGUCAGACUGCGACGUACGGCGCCAUUGUACUGACGAUCCUCGGGAACGUCAUGCUGGACUUCUGCGCGGACUCGAGCGACAGUCCGUCCCGGGCCUAUCUCCUGGACUCCUGCUGUCAGGACGACCAGGACAGGGGUCUCAGUCUGCAUGCCCUGAUGGGAGGUCUUGGAGGAGGAGUAGGCUAUGUGGUGGGAGGGGUGGACUGGGACCAGACCAUUCUCGCUACGUGGGUGGGGUCCGGCCAGCGCGUUGUCUUCACCUUUGCAGCUGUCUCCUUUGUGUUGUCUGCCAUUGUGACACUGUUCAGUAUCAAGGAAAUUCCUCUGGAAAAACAGGGCAAAACUGACGUGAGCUCAUCAGAUCAUGUUAACAAUCGCCCUGAUUCGGUCAUGAGUGAUGUGACAUCUAUCUGCUCUCUCACACCUACAACACCUUUAAGUUUAACCACCCCCAUAUUCAACUAUGGUUCAGUCCAUUCAAUAAACCGAGUUCAAUCACCGAAUGAUGCCAACAGUCAUCACACCAGCAAUGACGGGAUUGCCUCGGCGAAUUCUGAAGAUGACACCGUGCCAGAUCUGAUGCAAUUUCAGACGAAAACACGUAAAGAGCAGAGGCACAUGGUGACCAGCUCUUACCGGCCGCUGCGCAGAACUCAAUCCAUGCCGGGCGAUGAAAUAGCAAAUGUGCCAAAGUACGUCGAAGAGGAGAAGUACUUUACAGACGGGUACGUAAGCGAGGAAGAGGUACAAGAAAACUCCCGCAGAAGAGAACAGACAAAUAAUAUACCUCGCCCUAACAACUUAGAUCUAAUAGAUGACAAUUAUCCACACAGUGUUAGUUUUAAUGAGGAAGUUACUACUUUAUUGCAAAGCAAUGGUACGAUACGUGCAGAUAGCAGAGAGAGUUCCGACUCAGAUGAGGAUGAAAAGGACGAUGUUCUGACAGUGAGAAUGCUGUACAUGGCCGUCAUCAAGAUGCCCACAGUGUUGAAGAGACUGUGUUUCUGUCACUUUCUAGGAUGGCUGGCUAUGGAAGCAAUCCUGAUGUUCUUCACAGACUUUGUGGGAAAGACAGUUUUCCACGGCAGUCCCACGGCAGAUCUGGGGACUGACCCUUACCAGAACUACAGCCGUGGUGUAAAGAUGGGCUGCUGGGGACUGUGUAUCUAUGCCUUCUCCUCUGCCAUAUACUCAGCCCUUCUAGAUCCACUGCUGGAUGCAGUUUCAGUUCACUCUGCCUACUUCUUCGGGUACCUGGUGUUCUCCAUCGCUGCAGCUCUGUGUGUGAUGUUUCCCAACACCUACGUGGUUCUUAGCAUGUGUGUAGCCUUUGGCAUCAUGUUUGCGACCCUCUGUACCCUACCCUACACCGUACUGUCAGAUUUUCAUCAGAAUGCAGAGUUCAUACAGGACAGUCCAGGGAGCAGCAAGCGAGGGUUUGGUCUGGACACCUCCCUCCUCAGCUGUCAGAUCUUCCUGGCGCAGAUCGUGAACGCCGCCUGCCUCGGACCUCUCAUCUCCGUCACCGGAACGGUCAACGCCGUGCUUCUGUUCUGCUCCGCUGUCGGGUUUGUCGGCUGUUUCUGGAACGCGCUGUUUGUCGUGUACGAGUUAACAGGGAAGGACGAGGACAUUGAAGAGAAAAUUCAACCUGUCGUCUUUUGAGAAGACUCACCCUGUCCUUGAUCUAAAAAAACUCUUGCUUCCCAGCAAAUGAAACAAGUUAUUCUGGAACACGCCGUUUGUUGUGUACGAGUUACCAGGAAAGGACGAGGACAUUGAAGAGAAAAUUCAACCUGUCGUCUUUUGAUCUCCAAAAAAAAUAGUUGCUUCCCAGCACUUGAAAUAAGUAAAAAUCGCUGCUUGGGACUGUUGUGAAUAAUUUUUGUCGCAUGACAAUCAUAGUUUGUCACUUGCAUGGUGUAAACAAAUGUCCAACUCUCACUUGUCCGAGAGGUAAAAUCGCAACAGAAAAUAUAUUUUCCUUGUUACAGAUUACUAGGAUAUCCUAUGAAUCACCUUACGACUUACUGUAGGUUUAGUGAAGUUGUGCAUUACAACACUAAGUGUUGACACAGAUCAUUCCAUAUGUUUAAGAAUGUGUACAAACUUUCAAAUGUCAAAUUUUAUCCUGGACAUGCACUUGUAACUGUAGAUUGAUACUGUACAAACUUUAACCUGAACUAUCAUGAUACCAUGUACAGGGUCUCCUGGGAUUUAAGAGUCCCACAACUUGAUAUAGGAAUCUUUUAUAACCUUGUAAGAGUUAUCUGCCCAAUCUGUAACGCUUUUAGAUGAUGAAUUCAUCUAAAAUGUUGAGUUAAGCUAUGGAGUCCAUCCUGACUUAAGUCAUGUGAUGAAUAUUUAAGAUGCUACAAGAUGCAUGCUCAGUGAAUUUUAAGGGUUAGCCAUUGAAACAAGGGGCUGUUAUAUUGAAUUAUUACAGGAAUAUGAUUAUGCAAAUUAUAUCAAAUGUGCAAUACUACUUGUAUAUUAAAAGCAGGGAUUAACUUUGAAAUUUAAUUGUGAUAAAAUAGGACAAAUCUAAUGGUAGUUCCUGUAAAGUUGAGAAAUGAGUAUAUACUAUGUUGCUUUAGUGAUGUUUUCUGGUUUUUGUAUUUAGGUAGAAUACUCAACCAAGCUUUUAAAACUAGAACUGUGCACGUUCAAAUGCCAGGAUGAAGUAUAUGCAAUACAAGAAGUCAAAAGAUUUUUCUGUAAGGAAGUUCAGUGUCAUGGGAAAAUGCCUGUAUAGCAUUAAAGUAAUCU
This is a messenger RNA of Branchiostoma belcheri (Belcher's lancelet), 3559 nucleotides long. Its product is annotated as proton-associated sugar transporter A-like. The transcript has 6 exons. Lineage: Eukaryota; Metazoa; Chordata; Leptocardii; Amphioxiformes; Branchiostomatidae. The record is from RefSeq and is a predicted model, not a curated record. Gene Ontology annotation, biological process: transmembrane transport. Gene Ontology annotation, cellular component: membrane. Gene Ontology annotation, molecular function: sucrose:proton symporter activity. The coding region runs from base 245 to 2455 and encodes 736 amino acids.